GUGAAAAUACAACGAUUUUCCCGUAUAUAUAGUCGACGGGGCCCAACUUUCGAAGCGUACAAUCUUUAUUUGUCUCUCUCUCCCUCUCUAAGCGUUUCAGUUCAGAAAACUCUGCAACAACUUUCUAAAAUGCAGGCGAGUCGGUUACUCUCCGUUUCCUCCAACUCUCCGAGUUUCGGCAGUUUUUCCUCCGCCGUAGACCUCGCCGCCAUCGCAGCCCGCGUCGUCGAGGAAUUCAGAGACCAGGAGCCACAAUCCGAUUCCCACCGCGACGGCGAUGAUUUCGAGUUCGCCUUCGACUGUCCCAGCCGCAGAUUCUCCCACCCCAUCGCUACCGCCGACGAGAUUUUCUGCAACGGUCAGAUCCGUCCGUUGAUCCCGUACGGUGGUGGAAUCGCGAAUGCUCCGGUAUAUGGCAAAGGUGGAGAAUCUCAGCCGACGCCAUCUCCGCCGAAGAGUAAUCUACCCCGUCGUCAUCGACCGGCGUUGAGAAAACUGAUGAGCGAGGACCGAGAUCCGACGUCGAAUUCGUCUUCGGAGGCGGAGGAGGAUCUAAUCGGUGUUCCGCCGGAGACUUACUGUGUAUGGACACCUAAUCAAUCAAAUAGAGGUGGAGAUUCCAGAGAUGACGAUCUCCAAGGGCUCUCGUCUUCUCCAUCACAGAGCAAAAUCAAAAGCCAUUCCGCUGGAUUCUCUAAACGAUGGAAGCUCCGGAAUCUUCUGUACGCGAGAAGCAGUAGCGAAGGGAACGAGAAGCUCGUAUUUCCGGCGCCAGUUAAGAAGAGCGAUGAAACUAACUCCGAUCAAAGAGAAGAAGAAGAACCGACGUCGAAGGUGGUCGGAGAGGAAGAAAAGGAAAGCGAAGAGGCAAAACGACAGACAUUUGGGCCGUAUAGAAAGGAUAUGAUUGGAAUAUUGAAAAACGUGAAUGGGCUUAGUCGUCAUUUACAUCCUUUUUGAAGGUGACGUGGCUCUCAUGUAGAGAAACAGAAAUCGAAGACGCGGACUUUGGGUGGGCUUCGGUUUCUUUCUUUUUCCAACUUUUUUUUUUCUCUCUUCCUUUUAUUUCUCUCUCUCAACCUUUUUCUUUUGGUUUCCGAGAAAAUCUUGAGUGUUGGCAAGAAAGUGAAUAUUUCUUUAAUUAAAACCUCGAUGUGUCGGUUUGGUUAGAUAUAAGUUUUGGUGGUUGAUUGAUUAUUGGAAUGGAGACUAUUCGUUUUUA
Eutrema salsugineum is the source of this 1222-nucleotide messenger RNA. RefSeq lists its product as uncharacterized. The transcript has a single exon. The record is from RefSeq and is a predicted model, not a curated record. The coding region runs from base 130 to 960 and encodes 276 amino acids. Lineage: Eukaryota; Viridiplantae; Streptophyta; Magnoliopsida; Brassicales; Brassicaceae.